AUGCAUUCUCCAUCCCCUCUUAAGCUUUUAUCUUGGCUUCUCCUCAUUAAGGCUACAUUCGCAAUAGCAAAUCCUAAGCUCAACAAGCAUCGCCGACAAGAUGGACCUGUAGACCCAGGAACAGCAACAGAUUGCACAUACUACGACACCGCCUAUGACAGCUCCUAUACCUGUGCAUACUUCGAAGAGAGCUGGGGUCUCACCCACGCCGACUUCAUAGACUGGAACCCCUCCCUCAAAUCCGACUGCUCCGGUCUCAGAAUCGGCAACUCCUACUGCGUCGAAGUAAACUUCGGACUCCCCCGUCAAACCACAACCCUCAAACUCACCUCCACCUCCUCUAGCAGCACCCUCACCACCCCCAUUCCAACCGCAACCGGUACCCCCAAGCCCUCGCCCACACAGCCCGGCCUCAUCGAAGCCUGCACCACCUUUUACUACGCCGUUUCCGGGGAUGACUGUUCCCUCAUCGUCGCCAAGUAUGGCACCUUCACCUUCGCCGACUUCCUCGCCUGGAACCCCGCGGUAGGGAGCGCGUGUACGGGGUUGUGGGCUUCGACUUGGUAUUGUGUGGGGGUGCCUGGGACGCCGACUGUGAGGCCAACUAGCACUAGUAGUACUAGCACAAGUACGAGUGCAUCGGGGCCGACGCCGACGCAGUCAGGGAUUGUGGGGACCUGUUCGAGGUGGCAUUUGGCGGUUAGUGGGGAUGAUUGUGAGGGGAUUGUGAGGAUGUAUGGGACGUUUAGUUUGGGGGAGUUUUUGGCGUGGAAUCCGAGUGUGGGGAGUAGUUGUGCGGGGCUUUGGUUGGGGUAUUGGUAUUGUAUUGGUAUUCCCGGGACACCAACAACCACAUCCAGCACUAUCACAUCGACGACAGCAACUCCGACGUCAACAUGUAAUCCUUCGGCCCCAACACCGACCCAGCCGACAGCUAUAUGUGGGUGUAAGAAAUGGCACAUGGUCGCUAGUGGGAAUUCGUGCGAGAGUAUUGAGAAAUUGUAUGGCAUCACGGCUGUCGAUUUCAAUAAGUGGAAUCCAAACGUCGGGACCGCUUGUGAUAGCACCAACAUUAUUGGUUUCAAGUGGUAA
This is a messenger RNA of Sclerotinia sclerotiorum 1980 UF-70, 1092 nucleotides long. RefSeq lists its product as hypothetical. The record is from RefSeq and is a predicted model, not a curated record. NCBI's taxonomy places the organism in Eukaryota, Fungi, Ascomycota, Leotiomycetes, Helotiales, Sclerotiniaceae. The transcript is spliced from 4 exons. Bases 1 to 1092 code for a protein of 363 amino acids.